AAUGAAACUGAUGAUUUUUACUGAUUACACUUCAACUUUAUAUAGUGAUUGAAGUGUGACUUGAAGCUCAGAGUUAAAUAAAAUGGCAUUCCCUUGCACGUUUGGUGACAGGUUUUGAAUACGAAAUUCAGUCGCGCACAUGAGGAAUAACUUUUUUUAUUUUCACGGUCAUUCUGUUCUGAACAUGGAAGUUGUCAACGAAAGUGAAAACGAAUGACAAUAUCAAAAAACAAAGUAAAAUACUGCAGAAAUAGUAGUUGGGUUCAUAUAAUUCUGCACAUUGUCGUGUAGAUACUAUUUUGUAUUGAAUUCUUGAACGAAAUCAAUUUGUAUUUGUCAAAAUUAUACCAUUGACAUUUGCCAAGGCUUUACUGAGCUUGAUUGUAAACAAAUGAGGCAUUGAGGAAAUAUUUUUUGAUUUGGUAUAUAAAGUGGUUGAUAAAACAAUCAAAACUAUCAGUUUCAAUUCAGUUCUUCAGAGAAAUCAAUCGAAAACUACCAAAACUCUUUCAUUAUGUUCAAAUUCUUCACUUUGUGCUUGUUGGCUGUCAUCGCCGCUGUUGCUGCUAAACCAGCAAUUGUUGCUCCAUUGGCAUACUCUUCUCCUUUGAUUGCAUCGCCUUACACUGCUGCCUACACUGCUGGAUAUGCUUCACCCUAUGUCGCAGCAGCUUCACCCUAUGUUGCUUCUCCAUAUGCCGCUUACUCUGCCUACCCAUAUGCUGCUUCAUACUAUGUUCGUUAGGACAUCUUUCCUGAAGUGAA
This is a messenger RNA of Episyrphus balteatus (marmalade hoverfly), 765 nucleotides long. Its product is annotated as cuticle protein 5.1-like. The record is from RefSeq and is a predicted model, not a curated record. Lineage: Eukaryota; Metazoa; Arthropoda; Insecta; Diptera; Syrphidae. The transcript has 2 exons. Bases 515 to 745 code for a protein of 76 amino acids.